Molecule: messenger RNA, 1182 nt
Organism: Drosophila willistoni
Lineage: Eukaryota; Metazoa; Arthropoda; Insecta; Diptera; Drosophilidae
Gene: Or33c
Product: odorant receptor 33c
Exons: 2
Coding region: 1-1182 (393 amino acids)
Biological process (GO): sensory perception of smell; detection of chemical stimulus involved in sensory perception of smell
Cellular component (GO): plasma membrane
Molecular function (GO): olfactory receptor activity; odorant binding
Source: RefSeq, a predicted model, not a curated record
AUGGCCACCUUCAUCACCUGCGUUAAUAGUUUACGGGUCUAUCGUCCGUUUUGGUUCAGCAUUCGUCUGCUUGCACCCACAUUCUUUGGCGCAAAGUCACGUGCCGUGCAGAUUUAUGUGGUGCUACUUCAUCUGUUGGUAACUAUAAUGUUUCCAGUGCAUUUAUUGCUUGGUUUGGUACUCCAACCGACGCCAGAUGAGAUGUUUAAGAAUCUCACCAUGAGCAUCACUUGCAUGGCCUGCAGUUUGAAGCAUAUUGUUCACCUGUAUCACAUAUCAGAUAUUGUUGAAAUUGAAGGAUUGCUGGAAAAAUUCAAUACAUUUGUUACCAGUGAGGAGGAACAAAGCUUUUAUCACGACAAUUUGAGCAAGCGAAUUCAACUAAUUUAUCGAUGCAUUCAAAUAAGCUAUAUCUUUAUCUACGUAAUGUUUCUCUUGACUUUGGUACUUCAUAUCAGAGGGGAACAUCGCGAAUUGUUGUAUUCGGCUUGGUUACCAUUCGAUUGGCAACGAAAUGCUAUCGUUUACACUUUAGCUGUGUCCUAUCAGACUAUGUGCAUUUUAAUGGAAGGAUUUCAGGGACUUGCAAAUGAUUCGUACACACCACUUACUUUAUGCUUUUUGGCUGGACAUGUCCAUUUGUUGGUCAUACGUCUUAAGCAAUUGGGAUAUCAGGAACUGCAAGAAGAGCGAGAAUUGAAUCAACAUUCUCAACUUUUGUCUUAUAUUGAACAGCAUAGACAACUGAUGAGACUCCAUCAGCUAAUACGAAAGACCAUCACUCAGGUGCAACUGAUUCAACUAAUUUGCUGUGGCGCCACUUUAUGUUUAAUUGUGUGUUAUGUCCUGUUCUAUGUAAGAGAUAUUGUGGAAUUUUCGUAUUAUAUAAUUUACUUUGCCGUCAUUUGUAUACAACUUUUUCCCGGCUGCUAUUAUGCAAGUGUUGUGGCCGAGGAAAUUCAGAACUUACCUUAUGCCAUUUUCUCGAGUAAAUGGUAUGGCCAAUCAAUUGAUUAUCGUCGAAAUGUGCUCAUCUUUAGUCAAUUAACAUUGGGCAAGACAGGCAAGGACAGAGUCAUGAAAGCCGGUGGUAUUAUUGAGCUCAAUUUGAAUGCCUUUUUUGCCACCUUGAAGAUGGCUUACUCCCUCUUUGCUGUAGUACUACGAUCAAGGGACAUUUAA